Messenger RNA from Zygotorulaspora mrakii, 816 nucleotides. It is a transcript of the gene BUD23, whose product is annotated as 18S rRNA (guanine1575-N7)-methyltransferase. Bases 1 to 816 code for a protein of 271 amino acids. Gene Ontology annotation, molecular function: rRNA (guanine) methyltransferase activity. Gene Ontology annotation, cellular component: nucleolus. Gene Ontology annotation, biological process: rRNA (guanine-N7)-methylation. NCBI's taxonomy places the organism in Eukaryota, Fungi, Ascomycota, Saccharomycetes, Saccharomycetales, Saccharomycetaceae. The transcript has a single exon. The record is from RefSeq and is a predicted model, not a curated record.
AUGUCACGCCCAGAAGAAUUAGCUCCACCGGAGAUCUUCUACAACGAUGCGGAAUCGCAAAAGUAUACAUCAUCUACAAGAGUGCAGCACAUCCAAGCAAAGAUGACUCUUCGUGCGCUAGAACUGCUUAAUAUUCCUCCCGGUUCGUUCGUACUGGAUGUGGGGUGCGGCUCUGGCCUCAGCGGCGAGAUUUUAACGGAAGAAUACGGUCACGUAUGGUGCGGGAUGGAUAUAUCGCCUAGCAUGCUCGCAGUGGGGCUUACCCGUGAAUUGGAGGGGGAUCUCAUGCUGCAAGAUAUGGGCCAAGGUGUGCCGUUCCGCGCAGGUACUUUUGAUGCAGCAAUAAGUAUUAGUGCUAUCCAAUGGCUCUGCAAUGCAGACACUUCGUACAACGAUCCACAGCAAAGAUUGAUGAGAUUUUUCAAUUCACUUUUUGCAUCACUGAAAAAAGGUGGCAAGUUUGUCGCACAGUUCUAUCCAAAAAACGAUGAUCAGAUUCAACAAAUCCAGCAUGCUGCCAAAGUUUCGGGUUUCAGCGGUGGUGUGGUUAUCGAUGAUCCUGAAUCAAAGAAAAAUAAAAAAUUCUACCUUGUUCUGAGUGCUGGAUCACCUAGUGGCGACGAAAGACAGAUGAAUCUAGAUGGUGUUACCAUGGACGCAUCGGAAGAGCCCGUACGUUCAAGGAAGGCCAAUAAGAAGACCAAGGAGUCCAAUAAAACGUACAUUCUGAGGAAAAAAGAGCUGAUGAAAAGAAGAGGCAGGCAGGUCGCUAAGGACUCUAAGUUUACAGGAAGAAAAAGGAGAGCCAGAUUUUAG